Messenger RNA from Trachymyrmex cornetzi, 1938 nucleotides. RefSeq lists its product as uncharacterized. NCBI's taxonomy places the organism in Eukaryota, Metazoa, Arthropoda, Insecta, Hymenoptera, Formicidae. The record is from RefSeq and is a predicted model, not a curated record. Gene Ontology annotation, molecular function: DNA binding. Gene Ontology annotation, cellular component: nucleus. The transcript has 4 exons. The coding region runs from base 166 to 1578 and encodes 470 amino acids.
GGAAUAUGCCAGUUGGGGGAAUAUGCCACUCGUUAUGUUUAACUUAACAGAUACCGAUUAGUAGCGCUUGCGUCAGUGCUACAAAAUUGUGUAUAAUUGUGUGCUUAAAAUAUUGCAUAAGUAGCAACAAUUUCCUGACAACAGUAUUGUUUUUAUGAGACAAGAAUGCCUCGAAUGUAUACGAGGAAGACUAAUCGGGCUACCUGGAGUCAGGAUUCAUUAACAGAAGCUAUUGAUCAGAUUUCUCAAAAUAAAAUGAAUAUAUGGAAUGCUUCAAAAUAUUAUGAUAUACCUUAUCGGACUCUUAAAAGGCGGAUCAACGAAAAUAAUUUCAAUAAAGGAGCUCUAGGUCGACCGGCUUUUCUUGGUGAUCAUGAGUCAAAACUCAUAACUUAUAUACAGAAGAUGGAAAAUACAGGGUUUCCACUGACUGCAAAUGCUAUCCGCAAAUUAGCUUUUACGUUUGCAUUAAAGAAUAACCUUCUUAAUAAAUUCAGUCAGAAUACAGAAAUAGUUGGAUAUGACUGGUUUUGUAGUUUUAUGAAACGACAUCCUAAAUUAUCAAUAAAAAAAGCCGAAGGAAUUUCUGUUGCUCGUGGAUUAGGUAUGUGCCGAGAAGAAGUUGACAAUUAUUUCCAACUUUUAUUGAAAAUAUGUGAGGAGAAUAAUCUCUUUGAUCAACCGUUCAAAGUUUAUAAUGUCGACGAAAUCGGUCUGCAAUUAAAUAACAAUGUGAGCAAAGUUGUUACAACCAAAGGGUCACAAACAGUACAUCAUGUAACUUCAGCAGAAGAGGGGGAAACUAUCAAUGUUAUUGCCUGCUGUAAUGCCGAAGGGAACUUUUUACCUCCUUAUUGUAUAUUCAAAGGCCAAAGGAAAAGACCUGAAUUCGAAGAUGGACUUCCUCCUGGAUCUCAUGUUGAAAUGGGAGAGACAAGCGCCUAUGUAAAUUGUCAAUUGUUUCUCGCUUGGCUUAAGGAUCAUUUCAUUCCACGUAAACAAAAUGGGAAAGUGUUGUUAAUAUUAGAUGGUCAUACCUCGCAUUGCUCAGACAUCAAUGUACUUGACUUUGCAGCUAAAAAUGAUAUAAUUUUACUUUGCCUUCCAAGUCAUACUACCCAUUAUUUACAACCAUUAGACAGGUCAUUUUUUAAACCUCUCAAAACAUAUUGGCAAAGAGUCGUUACUAAUUGGAUUAUUAGUCAUCCUGGACAAAGGCUAACUAGAUACCAAUUUGGAGAUUUGUUAUGUAAUGCUUGGAACCUUGCAACAACAGUAAGCAACGGUACAUCGGGUUUCAAAGCUUGUGGAAUAUUUCCAUACAAUCCUGCACAAAUACCAGAGCAUGCAUUCAGAAUAUCUAAUACUUCGGAAGAACUGAAAGAUACCUCUACUGAGCCAAAAAGUAAAGUUUUGAAUACAUUAUCGAACAACGAAGAAUCAACCGAUAUCAGCCAAGUAACUUUAUUUCUUGUUCAAUCCGUAUAUGAUCAUAAUGAAAAUGUUGAUGAACCAUCGACAUCGGUCAGUUGCCCUUUGACCAGGUCACAAGAAUACAGAAAAAGUCUGAGAAAAUAAAUUAAGGAAUAAGGAUAAAAAGAAUUAUUUCAGAAAUUAGACGUUAUUAAGAAAGAAAAGAAAGUAAAGGUCAAUAAGAAAAAGAAAGUGUGACGUCAUUAAGAAAGAGAAGAAAGUAAAAAAGAAGAAUACCCAUGAUUCAAGUGGUUUGGAAAAAGUAGAAAAGAAAGUCAAUACUACUGACGAGGACAAUAAUUACUGCGCUGGAUGCAACGUAUAUUACUAUUUUAAAAAUGGCCCAAAAUGUGAUUGGAUAUCUAAUUGUUGCAGUAAAUGGAUUCACGAGGACUGUUCGUCGAAAGAUACAUUCUGUUAAAAACGUUAUACCUCAAAGUUUAGUUUACAUGUUAUGUUUAUAAC